GCUCCGAUUCGAGAACCCUCGACUGUGCUGCUCAGCAGCUCGGGGCGACUCGCCGCAUUCAUCCUCCGAGAAGCAGCAACAGCAACAGCAACGACACAGCCUCACGUCUUACUCUCUCUUCUUCCAUCAUCACGGAUAAUUCACGACAGGAUGUCCUUCUACGUCGCCCCCAGUCAGCAGCGCACUCUUCGCGCUUGCAUGGUUUGUUCUCUCGUUCAGCUGCACAACAAAUUUAUGCGCGAAGGUUGUCCCAAUUGCGAUAAUGUCCUCGGUCUCCGCGGAAACAACGACGCUAUUCAGGAAUGCACGUCUCAGGUCUUCGAAGGACUUGUUACGCUCCGCGAUCCGACGACGAGUUGGGUCGCUAGGUGGCAGAGACUGGAUAGUUAUGUGCCUGGGACGUAUGCAGUGAAGGUUACGGGUUCGCUUCCCGAUGAAAUUAUCUCGAGCUUGGAAGAUUCGGGCGUGAAAUAUAUUCCGAGGGACGGUAGCACGGGCGAAGAGGAAAAUUGAGUGCUUCAGACUUCGGCUGAGAUUUGUUUAUUGCUGGCUACCUGCAUCCACGAUCAUCGGCGACUAUAUCACAGCCCAACGGCUUAUCUUUUCGGCAGGAAGGUGGUUUUCCUGCUUGCACUUUACUGGAGUUUGGGACUUGUAAUUGUACGGUAAAUGGGGUUUGCUUUGACGCAUUGCCGCUGUGUUGGGAGUUUUCUAUUUCUUUUUACGCUUACUCGGACACUUUUAAUGCCGAGGGGAUAUCUGCUUGAUACCCGGAUAGAUAGAUCAACGUUGCCUUGACGGCAUCUCAUCGUUGCUCGAUAGAUAGGUUAACAUCUAAGACAUAAAUCAUAUUGUAAAAAG
Molecule: messenger RNA, 861 nt
Organism: Aspergillus sclerotioniger CBS 115572
Lineage: Eukaryota; Fungi; Ascomycota; Eurotiomycetes; Eurotiales; Aspergillaceae
Gene: spt4
Product: transcription elongation factor SPT4
Exons: 4
Coding region: 151-513 (120 amino acids)
Biological process (GO): chromatin organization; regulation of transcription elongation by RNA polymerase II; mRNA processing
Cellular component (GO): nucleus; DSIF complex
Molecular function (GO): RNA polymerase II complex binding; zinc ion binding
Source: RefSeq, a predicted model, not a curated record